CAUGGAGAUGCUGCGUGCACCACGCGCAGAUAGUGUGCAAGAGGCUGUCGCUGACCUUGGUGCUGAACAGCCAGAGGUUCUCACGACGUCAGAAAAGCUGGCGCUCUCCACAUGAGACGCGUGAGCCCAGCUCUGUGGUUUACAGAAGCAACUCCACACACCGCUAGUUCCCGCUUCUACUGGUUGUUUUUUGUUUUAAAUUAUAUGGUUAUCACCGUAGACGCUUCUAACGUUUUUCUCUUUCGUUCGCUUUAGGAAUGAUCUGUUGAUUUUCAUCGCGAUGGCAUUGCAUGCACUUGUACGCGAUGCGAACGAUGAGUUUAUAAUGCUGAAUGGGGAAUCAGAGCUCAUCUGAUUUCUCUCAUAUGUAGGCGUUUUUACAGCGAUCGACGCGUGAUAGGCUACAGAUCUUGUCUGCUUUUCUUUUCAAAGAAUCAGAUACAUCGCUUGCUCCACGGGUUUGUUCGGUCACAUUGCACCGUAACAUGAAGCUUAAACAGUAGACAUAUUUGAGAAAAACAUCACAUUUGGAUAUGGAGUCCGUCAAGAUGAGAGCCAAAGAGGGAAUGAAGGAAUUUGGGGCGAAGACCCUGGGGCAGAUGUACAAGGUGAUGGAGAAGCGACAGGGAACUGGUGAAGUUAUCGAACUAACAGAGGAUGGCAGGCCCUCUGAGGCCCAGGAGAAGAAAGCACCCCUGUGCGACUGCACGUGUUUUGGGCUGCCCCGCCGAUACAUCAUCGCCAUCAUGAGCGGUCUAGGCUUCUGUAUCUCCUUCGGCAUCCGAUGCAAUUUGGGCGUGGCCAUCGUGGGCAUGGUCAACAACAGUACGAUACACAAAGAUGGGAAGAUCAUCAUCACAGAGAAAGCAAAGUUCAACUGGGACCCAGAGACAGUCGGUAUGAUCCAUGGUUCGUUUUUCUGGGGCUAUAUAGUGACGCAGAUCCCGGGAGGGUACAUAUGCUCGAGACUGGCAGCUAACAGGGUUUUCGGUCUAGCCAUUUUCCUUACCUCGACGCUCAAUAUGUUAAUCCCCUCUGCGGCGCGGACGCAUUAUGGACUGGUCAUCUUUGUGAGGAUAUUGCAAGGGCUGGUGGAGGGAGUGACCUACCCAGCCUGCCAUGGGAUCUGGAGUAAGUGGGCUCCCCCUCUGGAGAGGAGUCGCCUGGCUACCACCUCCUUCUGUGGUUCCUAUGCUGGUGCUGUCAUAGCCAUGCCUCUAGCAGGGAUCCUGGUGCAGUACUCAGGCUGGUCCUCUGUAUUCUAUCUCUAUGGGUGCUUUGGGAUCUUCUGGUAUAUGUUCUGGAUCCUGGUGUCGUAUGAAAGUCCUGCUGUGCACCCUACCAUCACCCAGGAGGAACGUGUCUACAUAGAGGAGAGCAUCGGGGAGAGUGCCAAGCUCAUGGGCCCUGCUGAGAAAUUUAAGACCCCCUGGAAAAAGUUCUUCACCUCCAUGCCUGUCUAUGCAAUCAUCGUGGCCAACUUCUGCAGAAGCUGGACCUUCUACCUACUGCUUAUCAGUCAGCCGGCUUACUUCGAGGAGGUGUUUGGGUUUGAGAUAAGCAAGGUUGGCAUGGUGUCUGCCCUGCCCCACUUGGUGAUGACAAUCAUUGUGCCUAUCGGAGGGCAGUUGGCUGACUACCUACGCAGCAGGAACAUUCUGUCUACCACUACAGUCAGGAAGAUCAUGAACUGUGGAGGGUUUGGCAUGGAGGCUACGUUGCUGCUGGUAGUGGGAUUUUCCCACACCAAAGCGGUGGCCAUUUCCUUCCUGGUCCUUGCUGUGGGCUUCAGUGGAUUUGCAAUAUCAGGAUUCAACGUCAAUCACUUAGACAUUGCUCCACGCUAUGCCAGUAUCCUUAUGGGCAUAUCCAACGGUGUGGGCACCCUGUCUGGCAUGGUAUGCCCAUUGAUCGUAGGUGCCAUGACAAAAAACAAGACUCGAGAAGAGUGGCAGUGGGUGUUCCUCAUCGCUGCUCUGGUUCACUAUGGGGGAGUCAUCUUCUAUGGCAUCUUUGCCUCUGGAGAGAAGCAGCCGUGGGCCGACCCAGAGCUGACCAGCGACGAGAAGUGUGGCUUCAUCGAUGAGGAUGAGCUGGCAGAGGAGACGGGCGACAUCACCCAGAGUUACGGUGCCCUGGGUGGCGGUCCGGCCAAAACGUACGGUGCCACUACGCAGAACGGGGGCUGGGCCGAUGGCUGGGAUAAGAAGGAGGAGUUUGUCCAGGAAGAGGCAGAGGGAGGGCCGUACGGCUACAGGCAGGACCAGGACUACUCCUAGAGACAGCAGACACACUGACCAUCACACGGUAGACUUAUUUUGUAGUGUUUACCAGUUUAGACGAAACGAGUCAAAAACCAAACAAAAAAGAUAACAAUCCAUUGUUGUAUGUUUGCACAAAUUCAAGUCAUUAUUUCAAAAGAUAAAAUUACUUCAAAAGAUAAUUUUAUUGUACAAAUAAAAAAAUACUAUAGAGAUAUAACACAUAUCAAAUUGGCAGAUCUAUUUGUAAAUGUAAUAUGCAUAGAAAUUAUAGAUAUAUUUAUUUGGAGUGCAAUUGUGUGUAAGUGUGAACCAUUUCCACCUCAUCAAUCUGAGCUUCUUCAUUCUGUAGAAGCCUGUUAUGUACGAUCAGACAAUAUUUAACUGGCUUCCUGGAUCAUCAUGCCUAACUGGUUCUUGUUACAACUCCUCAUGAGCCAGCCAUUGCAGUGUGAAAAGGGGUCUUAACCAGGAAUGAGACUGUAUGUCUUAGGUUGUACAGUAUCUCUUCUGAAUGCACUGAAAGUAGUGUGUCCUUUUAAUGCACAAUAUCAUUUUAUUUUGUUAUUAUUAUGUGUUUGUAAAACUGGGUCUUUAACACAAAGAGGCAUAAAGAUACAAUAACGUUUUGAAGAACGACAUAACACUUUCACCAGCUGAUGUAAAAGUCUGUUAAGAUGCAUGAAAGAAAGAAAUGAUGAAGCGUUGCUCAUGUGUUUACAGUACCAAUUCGAGAGCUUGGGACUAUAUGGUUCUAUCUCCAUUUUUGUCAAAUUGAGUUAGUGACAUAGCCUUAUUCUGUUCAAUGUUCUCUACCCAUAUAAUACUCUAAAUACUCCAAUUCCUGUUGUUGAGUUCAAAAGUUGCUGACACCAUUCAAACCAAUGAGGGUUUGGAACUUUGAAGCCAAUUAUCUCAGAAUCAUAUUUUUGCAGAUAGAACCUUGUAGUCCCAAGCUCUCGAUUUCAUGCCUAUAACAAUGUUACAUCAGUUGUUAAAAGUGUAGGAUUGGAGGUUACAAACGUUCAUAACUCAGUUAUGUAAUACUUAUGAUCAUUAUGUCCGUUUUAUUGUCUGGUCAAUUCCAAGUCAUUUCAAGGCAUUUCAAUGAGAUUUGUUGUUGUUUAAAGGUAAUGUUUGUCUAUGGUGACUAAAGAAAUAGAACUAUGAUGUAUAAGAGCACAUGGACAAUAUAAAGAAAUUGCCAUAUUUUCCAGGAGAAGUACCAUUUUGCCGGCAUGCUGCCCGGCACUAUCAAGGGCCUGUGCAAUGCAGAGAAAGACAAUUCAGGCUAGCAUUUAGACUAGAGAAAGACCAGCCAGCCGAUCCAGAAGUAGCCAAUCAGUAUAUUUACUGUACAGACAGUCCAAAUGGAUUGAGUCAGCAGGAGAUAUGUUUUGCUAAUGAAAAGGGAACAUUUUUAGACUGGGAUAGUGAUCCAGACAGACAAUGUUGUUAAAGAAAACUAUACCUUGCCAGUCCAGGAGGACAAUUAGCCAGUUGGUGAGUGAGAUUCAUAUUACGUCUACUUUUAAAAACAUUAGAGCAUUACUGAAUAAUGUAUGUCACAUUGAACGUUUACCAUUCCUAAAAGAGUAGGUAGACAAUCAAAAGAGCAGCAAGACAUGAUUUAGCCAGUGUGUAAAGAGUGGGAAUGACCAGUGUAGAGAUACUGGGUUCCAGUCAAUGAUUUA
Molecule: messenger RNA, 3955 nt
Organism: Coregonus clupeaformis (lake whitefish)
Lineage: Eukaryota; Metazoa; Chordata; Actinopteri; Salmoniformes; Salmonidae
Product: vesicular glutamate transporter 2.1
Exons: 12
Coding region: 534-2279 (581 amino acids)
Biological process (GO): monoatomic anion transport; regulation of synapse structure or activity; synaptic transmission, glutamatergic
Cellular component (GO): synaptic vesicle membrane; excitatory synapse
Molecular function (GO): L-glutamate transmembrane transporter activity; neurotransmitter transmembrane transporter activity
Source: RefSeq, a predicted model, not a curated record